This is a messenger RNA of Saprolegnia parasitica CBS 223.65, 1741 nucleotides long. RefSeq lists its product as hypothetical. The record is from RefSeq and is a predicted model, not a curated record. NCBI's taxonomy places the organism in Eukaryota, Oomycota, Saprolegniomycetes, Saprolegniales, Saprolegniaceae. The coding region runs from base 1 to 1656 and encodes 551 amino acids. The transcript is spliced from 7 exons.
AUGGCACCGGCGACGACGCACCGGCCCAAGACAGGUCGCCCUCCGCACGCCGUCUGGGCCCACUUCAUCAAGGGCGAGAAGCGCAACGGGUCCCAUCACCACGUCUACUGCCGCUACUGCUCGGACGCCCAGGCGCAGGCUCUCGCAGCACCGGCCAACCCUGCGGCGGGUCCGUUGAGCAUCGAGGCCAUUCGCGGUGUGCCCACCAAGAUGCUACGCCACCUCAGCAUCUGCAUCUACUGCCCUGCCUCGACGAGAAUUCACAUUCGCUCGAUGGCCGACGAGCACGCGGCAGGUCCCAGCCGCAAACGCCGGCGCACGCCCGAGCCCGAGGCCAUGGUGCCACCGCAGCCGCUGCUCGACCUCUUGCUCAGCGACGGCCCUGUGCGGCCCAGCGCACCGCCUGUCGCGAGCGAAAAGCGAUCAGCGGCCAUCGCGCUCCCUCCGGACGAUGCACUGGUGCAGGUCGCGCUCGGUGGGCACGUGUCGUGGGCGUGGGUUUGGAACCCCGACGUAUCGAAGCUAUUGACAGUCAAUGUGCCCGACCCGGACGUGCUCUACGAACGUUGCUUGCGCCACCGAGCUGGCGAUCCGCCGAGCAUGCCUUUUGCGUCGCUCUCGGUCGCGUCCUGGACGUCGCUUUGCUCGCGCGAGUUUACCAUUGCGUGCACGCUUCAGUACCUCCACAGCUGCACGACGAUAUCCAUCGCAUCGAUCGCGCCGACGCUUGAGGCGUGCCUUGCGCACCUGACGGGCGUCGUGGCCUCCAGUCCGCCGCUCGUGGCCAUCCUCGUCGACUCGGCACUGCUGCUCGAAGCGGCCAUGGCUGCGCUGCCGCAGUGCACGGUUCUUUUUGUACUCGCGCGCUCCUUCGACUCGUCUCGGCAAAGCUGGCGGGCGAUGGCGGCGCAUGAGAGCGAUGUCAGUGCUAUGUGGUCGACGCUGGACGCCGCGCAUGCCCGCCUCGAGGCACCCGGCGUCGUGUCGGGUCGAGACGCGCUGCUUGUCUAUUUACACCUAACCCGCGCACAAUCCUCGUGGCCGCUGCUGCCAUCGAUUCUCUCCAAGUGCGACGGCCGCCUAUGGCUCCUUGCGUAUGCGCUGCAUACCGCCACCGACGUCGACCUUUUCGAGCACUGGCUUCACGUGGGCGCGGCGGUGCGCCACUACGCCCUGCAGUGGCACCUCGACGCCAACGCUGUCGUCACCCAUGUGCUCGAGCUUCGGCGCGGCCAGUUUCCGUUUGAUAGCGCGACAAAAGCGCUGUACGCCGAGGAUGUGUGUUCCUACUACGCCUUUCUCUCCGAGUCGCACCCCGAGCUCCACGCGUUUUGCAUCCGGCUGUUUAGCAUCGCGCCGGCGUGCGCGCGCUACGAGAUGGUGCUGCCAGGGCUUUUUGACGCCGGCAUUAGUCCGUUCCUCGCCCGUAUUGACAUUCCCGCGCAAGCGCAGUGCGCCAUCGUCAAGUACAGCGAGCACUCGACCAAGCGCCCGAGUGCAUACGCGCCCCAAGUGCUCUCGGUGGAUGAUUGGCUGCAGCUGCGACCAGAGAUCCAAGCCUUUGUUCAAUCCGAAGUCGACGCGUUUGCGACGCUACCCAUAACCAGCGCCAGCGUCGACUUGACGGUCUUCUCCAGCUGCGACGACGAGGCGUGAUGAAUGCAACGUCGUGAACCAUUCCCGUACGCAUUCUUGAUAGAAAUAUGAACGACAAAUAUGCGCCGCAUCACGGACAUUCAAG